Messenger RNA from Olea europaea var. sylvestris, 753 nucleotides. Its product is annotated as zinc finger BED domain-containing protein DAYSLEEPER-like. The transcript is spliced from 3 exons. The record is from RefSeq and is a predicted model, not a curated record. NCBI's taxonomy places the organism in Eukaryota, Viridiplantae, Streptophyta, Magnoliopsida, Lamiales, Oleaceae. The coding region runs from base 1 to 708 and encodes 235 amino acids. Gene Ontology annotation, molecular function: protein dimerization activity; DNA binding.
AUGGCGUCAAGCAUGAAGGAAAAGUUUGAUAAAUAUUGGAGUAGCAUGCAUGAAAUUCUAGCUGUUGCAACUAUAUUGGAUCCUAGAUACAAGAUGAAACUAGUUGAAUACUAUUUUUCUUUGAUUUUUGGAGAUGAAGCUCAGGACGAGGUUGAAAAGGUUAGAGCAUUUGGUCAUAAGUUGCUCAAAGAGUACAAGAGACCACAUCGUUCGACAGAAAAUACAUCUUUGUUUCCAUCAUCUUCACAAUCAGAGUCGUCUACUACUAGUGGAAAACAUUCUCGCAUGGCUGGUUUUGAUACAUUUGUUAGUCUUUCUAUUACUGCUGAUCAUGUAAAAACAGAGUUCGAUGUUUUUCUAGAUGAGCCAGUAUUGCCUAGGGUGGACGGUUUUGAUCUAUUGACAUGGUGGAAAGCAAAUUCAAUAAAAUAUCCGACUUUACAGAAGGUUGCAAGAGAUUUAUUAGCCAUUCCAGUAUCUACUGUUGCAUCCGAGUCAGUAUUUAGUACAAGUGGUAGAUUUGUGAGCCCACAUAGAAAUAGGCUUCACCCGAAGACUUUAGAAGCUUUAAUGUGUGCUCGAGAUUGGCUUUGGUCUGAUAUUCAUGAAAAUUCUGGCCCUUCAUCAUAUUCCGGAGCUUGUGCAAAGUUUGAUGACGAGGAUGUUGACGAAGAGGAAUCAACUUUGAGUUUUGACGGAUGCCAGUAAGAGUUGUGGAGAAGAAUGAAGAUUGAAUAUGAAUUGAGGUUGAAG